Molecule: messenger RNA, 3117 nt
Organism: Cinclus cinclus
Lineage: Eukaryota; Metazoa; Chordata; Aves; Passeriformes; Cinclidae
Gene: ANO3
Product: anoctamin 3
Exons: 27
Coding region: 1-3117 (1038 amino acids)
Biological process (GO): chloride transmembrane transport
Cellular component (GO): plasma membrane
Molecular function (GO): protein dimerization activity; chloride channel activity
Source: RefSeq, a predicted model, not a curated record
AUGUCUACCAAAACCAUCAAAAUGUCAGCUGUUACAAUUGAACUGGAUAAGAUUUCAUCAGAGGAGUCUGAGAGCAAAAGGGAUUCCAAGCCAGAUUUUAAGGAAGGCAAAUUCAGUCAAUCAUGUGCUGAUUAUCAUGGUCUUCAACUUCACUGCUCACGUUCUGCACCAGCUGGUAUGAAUACAAGCAAGAGUGAGACAGUGAAAGAACACCCAUUAAAACCUUCUAGAAGAUCUAUGCCAUGCCUUGCCCAGAGCCAAACACAUCCUCAGAGCCUGAGCAAGCAUUCUUCAUUUCUGCAGCCAAAUCAGGUGCAGCCACAGCUCCAGCCCCAGCCUUUGAGUGCAGGGUCAUCGACAGCUGCAGUGGAUGUAGUGUCAGAACGAGCUAAAGUGAUGGAGACUUUGGAAAACAACUUGCUUAAGCUGUCUAAUACAGAAUAUGGUGAUCCAUUUUUAGAUGUAGGAAAGGACAAAGACACAUAUACACAUGAUUCAGAACAUGGGAAUUAUGAUGCUCGUACAGAUCAAUCAUUGCUUAUUCAAAAUAAGCUCACCAGGCAGAAAACACAGCCUCGAACUAAAUCAUCUUUAAAGAGUGAUUCCAUGACAUCAUCAGGACUCUUCUUCAAAGAUGGCAAAAAACGCAUUGACUACAUUUUGGUCUACAAGAAAUCAAGUCCUCAGGUAGAAAAAAGAAGCACAUUUGAGAAGAAUUUGAGAGCAGAAGGGCUGAUGUUAGAACGGGAGCCAGCUGUUACCAACAGUGAUAUCAUGUUUGUUAAAAUUCACUGUCCAUGGGAGACAUUAUGCAAAUAUGCAGAAAGAAUGAACAUCAGGAUGCCUUUCAGGAAAAAAUGUUAUUACACGGACUGGAGGAGCAAAACCAUGGGCAGUUUGCAGAGGAAUAUUAGAGAGCUGAAAAGUUGGUUGCCAAGAAAUCCAAUGAAGCUUGAUAAGGAGGCACUGCCUGAUCUGGAAGAAACAGAUUGCUACACAGCACCCUUUAGCCGUGCACGCAUACACCAUUUUACAAUAAACAACAAAGACAGCUUCUUCAGCAAUUCCACAAGAAGUAGAAUUGUGCAUCAUGUGCUACAGAGAACUAAGUAUGAAGAUGGAAAAUCCAAAAUGGGUAUUAAUAGGUUACUAAAUAAUGGAACAUAUGAAGCAGCAUUUCCACCACAUGAGGGAAGCCACAAAAGCAGACAUCCCAUCAAAACACAUGGAGCACAGAAUCACAGACACCUCUUGUAUGAACGUUGGGCACGAUGGGGAAUGUGGUACAAAUACCAACCUCUUGAUUUAAUCAGGCGUUACUUUGGUGAAAAAAUUGGACUGUAUUUUGCCUGGCUGGGAUGGUAUACUGGAAUGCUUAUUCCUGCUGCCCUGGUUGGGCUCUUUGUUUUCCUCUAUGGGUUAUUUACAAUGGAUUCCAGCCAAGUAAGCAAAGAGAUCUGCGAGGCAAAUGAAACCAUUAUGUGCCCUAUGUGUGAACGCAAUUGCACACUACAAAAACUCAACGAAAGCUGCAUAUAUGCCAAGGUUACACAUUUGUUUGAUAACGGAGGGACUGUCUUCUUUGCAAUUUUCAUGGCAAUUUGGGCAACAGUAUUUCUAGAGUUUUGGAAAAGACGGAGAGCUGUGUUAACUUAUGAUUGGGACCUAAUAGACUGGGAAGAUGAAGAGGAAGAGCUGCGUCCCCAGUUUGAAGCUAAAUAUUCCCAAGUGGAAAGAGUAAAUCCCAUCACAGGAAAACCUGAACCUUUUCAGCCUUUCCCUGAUAAGCUCAGUCGACUGAUGGUGUCUGUCUCAGGAAUAUUCUUCAUGAUUUCACUGGUCCUUACUGCAGUGUUUGCAGUUGUGGUGUAUCGACUGGUAGCCAUGGAGCAGUUUGCUUCUUUCAAGUGGUAUUUCAUCAAGAAGUAUUGGCAGUUUGCAACAUCUGGCACUGGAGUCUGUAUCAAUUUUAUGAUCAUCAUGUCACUCAAUGUUGUGUAUGAAAAGGUUGCCUAUCUCCUGACAGACUUAGAGCACCCUAGAACAGAAUCUGAGUGGGAAAACAGCUUUGCCUUGAAAAUGUUCCUCUUCCAGUUUGUCAACUUGAACAGCUCCAUCUUCUACAUCGCCUUUUUUCUUGGCAGAUUUGCAGGCCGCCCAGGAAAGUACAACAAGCUUUUUAACAGAUGGAGGCUGGAAGAGUGUCAUCCUAGUGGCUGUUUGAUAGAUCUGUGCUUACAGAUGGGAGUUAUUAUGGUUUUAAAACAAAUGUGGAACAACUUCAUGGAACUAGGCUAUCCUUUAUUACAGAAUUGGUGGUCACGACGCAAAAUGAAGAGAAGAGGGCAAUCAGUGGAGAAUAAAAUUUCUCUACCUCAGUGGGAAAAAGACUGGAAUCUGCAACCUAUGAAUCUCCAUGGCUUAAUGGAUGAAUAUUUAGAGAUGGUUUUACAGUUUGGCUUUACCACCAUCUUUGUUGCUGCCUUCCCACUGGCACCUCUCCUGGCACUGCUUAACAAUAUCAUAGAAAUCAGGUUAGAUGCAUACAAGUUUGUCACUCAGUGGCGAAGACCUAUGCCUGCAAGAGCAACAGAUAUAGGUAUUUGGUAUGGAAUUCUGGAAGGAAUUGGAGUUCUGGCUGUCAUCACCAAUGCCUUUGUUAUUGCCAUUACUUCUGAUUACAUUCCACGUUUUGUCUAUGCAUACAAAUAUGGUCCUUGUACAGAUCAAGGGUACAGACAAGAAAAAUGCUUGAAAGGAUAUGUCAACAGCAGUUUAUCAGUAUUUGAUUUGAGUGAACUUGGGAUGGGAUACUCAGGAUACUGUCGGUAUAGAGACUACAGAGCCCCACCAUGGAGUUCAACUCCAUAUGAAUUUACUUUGCAGUUUUGGCAUGUCCUGGCAGCACGGCUGGCCUUCAUAAUAGUGUUUGAGCACCUUGUUUUUGGAAUAAAGUCUUUCAUUGCCUACCUAAUUCCAGACAUACCCAAAGACUUGUGUGACAGAAUGAGAAGAGAGAAAUACUUAGUCCAGGAAAUGAUGUAUGAGGCUGAACUGGAACAUUUGCAAAGAGAAAGGAAAAAGAAUGGAAAACAGUAUCACCAUGAAUGGCCUUAG